Molecule: messenger RNA, 321 nt
Organism: Exophiala oligosperma
Lineage: Eukaryota; Fungi; Ascomycota; Eurotiomycetes; Chaetothyriales; Herpotrichiellaceae
Exons: 1
Coding region: 1-321 (106 amino acids)
Source: RefSeq, a predicted model, not a curated record
AUGAAUCCAAUCCCCUGGGGAGACAAGAAGAUGAAUGAGGGCACCGAACUCGACGAACUCAGGUCAGCAUCUCCUCCGUCGACAGAAUCGAAAAGAGAUCAUGCACAUCCGAAUCAAUCGCCCCUUCAACGAAACGAGCAUAUACCUAUCGCUUCAUUCAUUUUCACGCAUGACUCGAGCUGCUUCUUCAACGUGGCGACGAAUAUCCUCAGUCCCUCAUCGUCAGAAUUUACCGCUUCAGAGAUGGUCAACGUCGUCAUUUGUGCUCCCCGCAAAGAUGGCAUGGGCUGUGAGGGGUCGUCUCUGAAUUACUCUGGAUGA